AUGUCCACCAUCCUAUCGAUAGUUGACCGCCCGAACCCGGCGAAAGUCGCUGCCAUCCUCAAGAGUGGGCAGUAUGACCAUGGGGUUAUUGUUAGGGAGACACUUGAGCUAGUGGACUCAGGCCCCAUCAUCACCCAUUUGUGCGCAAACCCCGAUACCCAACAGAGAGUCAGAGAAUACCUGAAAAAUAACCUCGAUCAGAGCUACAAGCUGAUGGCUACCCGCAGUGAUCCCCAUCUCCAAGCGCUUUCAUAUUUGGUUAACAAUGACAAGGAGAUGAGGCCGAUGAUUUUGAACAUGAUUAAAGCGGAAUUGCCUACCUCGCCGGAUGGCCUUGGUGUUUUAGUGCGAGCUGUGGCCAACGAUUCGCUUGAGAAUCCAGCCGAAUGGGUUCCGUUGGUUGCUCCCUACUGUGCUCGUAACAUGGAUUAUCAAGUCUGGAGUGCUGCGGUUGCAGUGAUGUCGAAACUGCUACCUGACGGCCAAGACGCACUGAUGGAUUUUGUCAGACGGGCUUUGGCAAAGGACGAAGUUCAACCGGUUAUUGAAGCGUUCUCCUCGGUGGCAGCAGCAGCAACUGUUCAUCCUGAAUGUGGUGCACAUGUCUUUUCAACCGUGCUUUCCAGCGCCACCACCGCUCAUUUCAGUGACGCCGAUGUGAUGCUCUCUUGCCUCGAGAUGCUGAGUGCUAUUUGCGUGGUCAAGGACGCUCGUUUGAUUGUGCAGCAGAGCUUUGGCAGCAAUGUGGUUGGUCUUGGUGUUGACUCAAACAACCCCCACAUCAAAGUCAUGGCUACUGCUGUGAGAGUCAAACUUUUGGCUUCAAUGGUUGUUCCAAACUUGAGUGCUGAGCAAGCCGCAAGUGAGUUGGACAAGCUUUCGGUCAAUUUUGAGAAUUAUGUCGAGAAAGGUGAUGCUGACCUCAAGGCUGAAGGUGCCGCAAUCGAGGGGUUGGCUUGCACCACUUUAUUGCCCAGUGUCCGUCGUCGUAUCACCGAACCUCUUAUCAACAAAUUGACCCAGCUUGUCAAGACCAACGAGGUCUCGUGGAUUUAUGGUGCUUUAAGCAUUCUUGUGAAUGUCACAGAGUAUCCUUUCAAGCCAACUAAAGACCAGCAGCGUGAAUUAGAGUUGAAGUUGCGCACUGGCCCCUCGCCUUUUGAUAUCCAGGAACGACUCCUUCCUGAAGAUGUUGCCGAUCCAGUUGAUGCAGUCUUAAACUCAAAGAUUAUCGAGUGGUUAUCUCAAGGAUGCUCGCUUUUUACCUUAAGAUCGCGUGAACAAGUUGCUAAACUGAUUUACAAUAUGGCUUGCCAACAAAAGCAAUCCCGUCGUAUCGAGCUCGCUACCCAGGGUGGUGUUGUCGUUGAUAUGUACCUUUGGGUUUGUGACCCGCCACAUCAGAAACUCGACCCCAAGUACAAAUCUAUUGCCGCAGCAGGUAUUGCCAAGACAUUGUCCACAAUCCCUCCCCAGGUUGCCUUCACUAGUCGUUUCCCUGCUCACACGAUUAUCACUCCCCUGUGCAGCCAGAUCAACAACGACCACAGUCUGCGCCGUAAUCUUGACACAUUUGAGGCUAUUAUGUCUCUGACGAAUCUUGCCAGCAUGGAUAUUGACCUAUUGCGUAGUGAAAUUGCCGACACUGCGUGGGGAUAUGUUGAAGGAGCUCUCGCCACAGACUUUAUCCAGAUUCAAAGAGCCUCCUUGGAGCUUUUCUGCAACCUCAUGACCGUGCCUGCUUGUGCGCAUCAUUUCCUGGCUCCCGAUGAGAAGGCAAAGGCCCUGGUGUCAUUCCUAGGCAACUGCUUGACUAUGGACGAUGAGGCCGGUAGGUCCGCAGCGGCAGCUUGCAUCGCGAUUCUUGCCGAGUAUGAAGAUGGGCCCACUACUCUUGGCCAUAACCCUGAUAUCGUCGAGGGAAUCAUAUCUUCCAUGGACUACACCGAGGAGAACGAUAUGUUGCUGCGCGUUCUGACCGGGCUCCACAUAAUGUUGCGCGUCACCUUACGACUUCGUGACGACGAGGUUGCUGAAAGCCUCAUUCACUAUGGUGGUAUUGGCAAACUUGAGCAUCUUGUCAAUGUCGUUGAUCCCGAACAGAAAGAACUCGUCACUCAUUUGUUAAAAAUCAUUCGCAUGCUGGCUAAAUUCAAGGUGGAGCAGUAG
Wickerhamiella sorbophila is the source of this 2169-nucleotide messenger RNA. RefSeq names its product Protein unc-45 B. The transcript has a single exon. Bases 1 to 2169 code for a protein of 722 amino acids. The record is from RefSeq and is a predicted model, not a curated record. NCBI's taxonomy places the organism in Eukaryota, Fungi, Ascomycota, Dipodascomycetes, Dipodascales, Trichomonascaceae.